AAGUGUAAACGGUAAACCUUUGGCUACUCAACAAAAGCGCAAAACCUUAUAAAAGUGCUUCUCAAUUCUCACACUACCCGGAAGAGCGGCGAGAGAGAGAGAGCGAGCUGCAACUGCAAUGGCGACCACAACAGAGGAGAAACCAACCAACAGUGGCGGAACUACCGGGAAGGAAGGCAAUAACCUUUUGGGUGCACCCACUUACCAACCCCUCGAAAAUGGUCGAUUUAAAUGCGUAGAGACCGGCCAUGAGUUGCCUGCUCAUGCCAAGGACUCCUAUGCUCAGAGCAAACGAUGUCGUAUCGGCCUUAUUGACUUCGCUUUGUCUAAGAACAAACCCCCUCUCAAUAUGUUCAAGCCAGACCCUCUUAAUAGCUCUAAGUUAAUUUGUAAAUUAACUGGUGUUAUUAUAAACAAGUCGGAGGAGCAUAUAUGGAAGCAUAUUAAUGGAAAACGAUUCUUCAAUAAACUCGAACAAUUGGAAGCUGGUAAGUUGCAGGGUGAUGGAAACGUAGAAGAAGAAAAGGGUAAAAAACAAGGGCAGGGAAUUGGUACAGAGAAGAAGAAGAAAAAGAAGGAAAAAUUGAGGGAGAAGAAGAAGGAAGAGAUAGUAUCUGAGAUGAGGGACUCACCAUCUGAUAGUGAUAUGGAGGAACUUGACUUCUGGAUGCCUCCUGUUGGCGAGCGUUGGGACUUUGAUAUUGGAGGAGAUCGGUGGGGUUCUGAUUCAGAAUCGGGCGAUCAACCGGAUGAAGAUGACGGGAAAGGUGUAGAGGAUGAAGAGGAGCGUAAUACAUCUGCUGAACUUUCCCAAAGAACAAAAAGGAUGGCAAUAGAAAUCGGUCCAAGUAGCUUUGCUUCACGAAAGAAAAAGAGUAAGGCGAAAUCCCCAUGAGUUUUGUCCAUGGUAACCAUGACAAGUUAUUGCAAUGAUGGAUAUCAUAUACCAAUGUUUACCUUCUUUUUGGAUGAUGGUGUAGAGCAAUUUCUUAAUAUGUAUUUGUGUUUAUGUUGUAGGAAAAAAAACACUUUAGUGCUGCAUCACCUUUUUCCAGUAUUGUCUCUUUGAAAGAGUGUUAUAAAAAUACGAUUUUAA
Messenger RNA from Beta vulgaris subsp. vulgaris (sugar beet), 1096 nucleotides. RefSeq lists its product as uncharacterized. The record is from RefSeq and is a predicted model, not a curated record. NCBI's taxonomy places the organism in Eukaryota, Viridiplantae, Streptophyta, Magnoliopsida, Caryophyllales, Amaranthaceae. The transcript has 5 exons. The coding region runs from base 119 to 895 and encodes 258 amino acids.